AUGACAGAUCAAGACUCAGGACGCCCAUUAAUUGUAGGUUCCGAUGCUCCCGAAUCACCGUAUCCUAUAACGAUGAAAGGUGCAGUCGUUCAAGGAUUUGGACGUGGCAGUAAAGAACUUGGUAUACCUACAGCCAAUUUUCCGGAAACGACUAUGGAAGAACUAUGUAAAGAUUUGGACACUGGAAUUUACUAUGGUUGGGCUCAAAUAGCAGUUGAUAAGACGGUUUAUCCAAUGGUGAUGAGUCUUGGAUGGAAUCCUUAUUACAAGAACGAGAAACGAAGUGCGGAGGUACACAUUAUCAAUACAUUUUCAAGUGAUUUUUAUGGUGUUGAACUUCGAGUUAUUGUUUUAGGAUUUAUAAGGCCAGAAAAGGACUAUAGUUCCGUAGAUGCGCUGAUCAAGGAUAUUCAUAUUGAUAUUGAAGCAGCUAAAAGAUCUUUACAAAGAGAGGCAUAUUUAACCUUCAAGGAUAACGACUUUUUUGAAAAGUAA
Messenger RNA from Paraglomus brasilianum, 495 nucleotides. The record is from the annotation of a GenBank genome assembly. Lineage: Eukaryota; Fungi; Glomeromycota; Glomeromycetes; Paraglomerales; Paraglomeraceae.